AUGGCAGAAUGUAAACCUUCAAAUACUCUUUUGCAUCCUAUUUGUAUUCUUGAAAAGGAAGAAGUAAGCUCAAAGGUUUAUCAAAAGUUCUAUCGUGGUAUGAUAGUCUCUCUUAUAUAUCUUACUGCUUCUCAUCCAGAUAGUUUAUUCAUUGUUUGUCUACGUGUUCGUUUUCAAUUAGAUCCUAGGGAAACUCACUUAAUAGCUGUUAAGAGAAUCUUAAAGUAUAUGAAAGGAACAACUAACCUUGGAUUGAUGUAUAAGAAAACAUCAAAAUACAAGCUACCAGGUUUCUGUGAUGCAGACUAUGCAGGAGAUAGAAUUGAACGCAAAAGUACCUUUGGGAACUAUGAAUUUCUGGGUGAAAAUCCUAUCUCAUGGUCAAGAAAAAUACAAUCAACAAUUGCAUUAUCUACUGCUGAAGCAUAA
This is a messenger RNA of Vicia villosa (hairy vetch), 429 nucleotides long. RefSeq lists its product as uncharacterized. The record is from RefSeq and is a predicted model, not a curated record. The transcript has a single exon. NCBI's taxonomy places the organism in Eukaryota, Viridiplantae, Streptophyta, Magnoliopsida, Fabales, Fabaceae. Bases 1 to 429 code for a protein of 142 amino acids.